Messenger RNA from Dermacentor silvarum, 4672 nucleotides. RefSeq names its product intraflagellar transport protein 74 homolog. Gene Ontology annotation, molecular function: beta-tubulin binding. The coding region runs from base 193 to 1962 and encodes 589 amino acids. NCBI's taxonomy places the organism in Eukaryota, Metazoa, Arthropoda, Arachnida, Ixodida, Ixodidae. Gene Ontology annotation, cellular component: centrosome; intraciliary transport particle B; cilium. The record is from RefSeq and is a predicted model, not a curated record. The transcript has 9 exons. Gene Ontology annotation, biological process: intraciliary transport involved in cilium assembly; cilium assembly.
CACACACCAUCGUCAUUCCGCAGUUACCAUGGCAACUGUUUGUAAACUCGAACUGCCAUGAGUGCGCGAACAUUUCGCGAAGCACCUUCAAAAGAGCGCUUUCUGCGAUUCCUGCAGCGUUUGUGAAAUAUUCUACACAUCUAUUUUCACGUCACUCGAUCCAUACUGCUCGAGCUCCGUCCGAAUUUCAGGAUGAUGGAUUCUAGACCAACAACGUCGUCCUCCAACAGACCUCAGUCUCCAAACAUGCGGUCAUUCACGGCAGCCACGCAACGCAGCGGGCUUCUCGGUGCAGUUAGUCGCCUGAGCGGGCGACCCAGUACGCGUACAGGUCCUCCUACGGCGAUGCUUUCGCAGAUGAACAUUCCGGAGCGGCCUAUGACCCAGCAUGGCCUUGUGGCGCCGAAGACUGCUUUAAAAUCUUCACAGCGGCAGGUUCAAGACAAAAGUUACUUUGUCGGCUUGCUGAGAGCAAAAAUGACAGAAUUGAUUGCGGAGACUAAUCGUUUGCAACGCGAAAAUGAAUCACUUGCGCAAGAGCAAGCUACUUAUUCGUCGUACGAAAAGAAAGCUGAAGCUUUGAGUGCCGAGCUUAAAGAGCUGCAAGGCGAAAUGGCCGACUACAACUUGCUGGUCGACAAGUUGAACACGGAUGCAGACAUGGAAGAUGUUAAGGAAGAGUACAGAGAACUUAAGAGCCAGAAUGACCAGGAAGUGAACAGUGUAGAACUUCUUUUUGAGCAACGGCAAGACCGUGAGCGCCAACUUCGACAGCUUGAAGUGGAAAUUGAGCAGGAAAGGAACAUGGCAGACAACAUAAUAGCAGCAAUGCAACCAGAGCUACGUCACAGGUACACAGAGCAGAAAGACAUUAAUCAAUCACUUCUAGAUCAACUGGAUAAACUGCAACAGCAACUUCAAGGUCUUCAGUUGCAGAAGACUGCCUUGGAAGAUGAUAUUUCAUUGUCUUCGGUGAAGCAGGAAGCAGUGAAGCUGUUUGAGCGAUUGAGGGAGCUAGGAGAGAAAAAAUCGGUUUUGGAGGAAGAACAGAAGAAACGGGGGACUCCAGCCCAGGAAAGGGAGCGAUUGCUUGCUCAGGUCAAAGAAGACAACAGUGAGCUGUCGAGCAUGGAGAGGCAAGCAUCCGAGGCACGUGAGCGCCUGGGAAAACUGCAGGAGGAACUGGCUCAGCUCGACCAGGAGUUAGAGGAGCAUAAUGGAGAACGACGAGCCAAGUAUCAGGAGCUCCGCAAACGUGAGGAAACCAUGGAUGCUUUCCUUGAGAGCUUUGAAGAAGCACGCCAAGAUGAGCACACGCGCCAGGAGAAGCUCCAGGGGGAGAUUGUGCAACUUCUUGAAAGCUGCUCACGCUCCUUACCUCACUUCUUGACUUUACCAAGCCAAGAAGAAAUGGCUGUACUCAAGGACGACUUGAUAGUCAAAGAAAACGAAAUGGAGAAGUCAAAAAUGACACUAUCUGCUCUAGGGAUGGAGCAGAAAAAGCUGGCAGUGGAUUUGCAGAAGAUAGAACAACUAGAGAGCAAAGUUCAGCAGGAGCUGGACAGCCUCAGGAGCAAGAUUAAACAGAUGGAAGAAGACAUGGUUGUCUUCUGUGACCUGGACAAACUGAGAAGCUCCUCAGAUCUAAAGAAGCAAGAGCUGUUGGCAGAGAAAGAAGCGUUGCAGAUAAAGAAGGGGCCAACCAGAAAGGUGGUUGAAGAACUGCAAGCCCAGUAUGAUGAAGCAAGAGCUGCGCUGAAUGAAGAAGAAGGCUACACACGCUUAGUGAACCUGGAACGUCGCUGGCAGCACCAUGAGCAGAAUAACUUUGCUGCACAAGAGUAUGUAGAAGCCAAGCUGGCUGAGUACAACUACCACCCCAUCAGGCAGGAGGUGCAGGCACUGCUGGAAGCUUACAAUGCUGCCUUGCAGGAAAGCCUUGGAAAGGCAUCCUAUGGCUGAAUAACUGAGCAUUUCAUUAGGUUCAUGAUGUAUCAGCGAAACAGACGCAAAUAGAAAAGGAGGAACAAACACAAGCGCUGUCCAACUCACCCAGCUUUCUUUUCUUGUGUAUAUCAUUAGGCUUGCACAAUAGCAAAGUUUAAGAUUGGAUAUAAAUUGUGAAAUGCUGAAUAGCUGCAGAAAAAAAUAAUAUUAAAAUAAAGUGUUUAAACUAACCCUCAUGUGAAGCACACCUUCAUGUCCUUUUAUACUAGCACCAGGAAUCAGUGGCUCGUUGAUGAACCCUUCUCGGGUUUGGGUCUGAACAAAGGGGAUCAUUUGUUAGUAAAAAAAUAAUAAGAUGGUUUUUUUUUUUUUUUUUUGGUCACAAUUCAUACCAAGUUGGCAAAAAAUGUGCCCAAAGAGGGCAAUACCAAAGCGUAAAAGCAACAAGGUUUGCUUCAUUCGAACUGUAUGUGCUCUAAGUAGAAAACAGUGGCAAAUGUAGAGCAAUUAAGUGACGUCUAGAUGUAGCAACAUACUACUACGGAACAGAGCGGUUGCAGGCACCUGAGUAUUCUAGACUGCAUUUUAGAUAAACUAAAGCUGAACAGUUUAGGCAUCUCAAUUUAGCAAUCCAUAGAUAAAGUGCACUUUUCUUGACUUUUAGAUAAAUUGGUUCAAAAUACUAUUAUAGUCAAAAUACUAUACGUUGGCUCAAAAUCACCUUGCAGUGCAGUGAAAGCUACGAGGUGUUCUAGGAUACUACCACAUACUCUGCAUGCACCACAUAAUAUGGCAUAGAAUGUAGUUCCAUGCUUAGGCGUUGGUUAUACAGUAGAUACAUAGGUUUAGUAUUGUUGAGUACUACAAAAUGGUUGUAGUUUCUAGCGUACUAAAUUACUGCUUGUAAUACAUGCUUUUUGAUGUGAAACAUCUUUUAGUUCAGUCAGAGGAGGUCGCUUGCUAAAACCGCAUGUAACGAAAACAUUUUAUACUAUUAUCGCUUAUAUCUUUGCAACCAUACUAUCCACACACCUUAUCUUGGUAUCUUUGUGUAGAGGAAAGAGGCCAUUACCCGAUCAUGCAUGUGUUGCAUUCACAGAUGGCGCCGUUCUCGCACCACAUGUGAUGCAAUUGAAGCUAAAUUUAGCCUCUCGCUUGGUGUUCAGAGAGGCUUAGUUCGGCAGUACGUUUGUUGAUCCGAGCAGGAGUGGUUGCAUUUGAGAGAGCUCACUCAGCCAUAGUAGGUAUAAUCCAUCAAACUCAAAGCUAUGCUCAUCAGGAGUUAAAAGGCCUACAAGUGUGCAAAUUCUAGCAAAAUUUCAUGCUUUCUUGGCUAUGGAGCUCCUGUGUACGACACGUAAGGUCCAGAAAUGGUGUGCAGAGACUCGGGCAGCAAAACAGAGGGAUGCAAAUUUACGCCCAUCACUUUUGACCACAUCCAGCCAGGAGCGAGCACGAUUGUAAGAUUAGGCUGUAGGACAUAGAAUAAAUGAAACAUGUAAGCUUUCUAAUCCAUGAAUAAAUGUCAUGAACUUUACUUUGGUAUGAUUGUGUAGAGGAAAGAAGCCAUUAAUCAAUCAGGUAUGUUUCACAGGCGCAGAUGGCGGCGUCAUUGUGCCACGCAUGAUGAGGUCGGAGUUAAGUUUAGCCUCGUGAAAAAUGUUCAGAGAGGCAUAGACAUAGCACAUUUAAUUAUUCAGACUUAAAUUGGUGCUCAUCAAGAGUUAUAAGGCCUACAAGCGUGCAAUUUGUUGCAGAAAUUUCACACUUGCUCAGCUAUGGAGCCCCUGCAUUUGACAUGUAGAGUCUAGAAAUGGCGUGGAGAGACCCGGGCAGCAAGACAGAGGGAUACACAACCUCUCUGACCACAGCGGAACAUGUCUGUCUCCAUAAGGAGCACAGGUGCAGGAGAUUGAGGCAAGCGCAGGAGCCCCAACCACCUACGAUUUCAACGGGCUCGAGCGGCGCAGGGUAGGGCACCUCAAUAUCCUCCUCGCAAAGCGGCGGGCGUGGAGGACAUCGAGGCACCCUAGCGCAGGGCAGUUUCAAGCACCACCAGUACGGGGGUCAUUUCUUUACUCUAGUGUACCCUAGUGCCCAUACACCCUUUGCACCACACACAAGCCAUUUCAUGUACCCUACUGCGGCCACGUUUUUGAUACAGCCUACCCAAUUUUUUUUUUAUAGAAAAGUGACAGCAGAGUGGUACCUGUCAUCAAUAUAGUCCCUCACGAACCUUGCUGUUUGCCAGCUAUGUUUGUAAUAUUCGUAGUAACAUUGUUCCAAAUGAGCAGUCAUCAUCAUCACCAGCCUAUAUUUAUGUCCACUGCAGGACGAAGCCCUCUCCCUGCGAUCUCCAAUUACCCCAGUCUUGCGCUAGCUGAUUCAUCAGCUUCAUCACCCUACCUAGUUGUCUGCUGUCUUCGACUGUGCUUCCCUUCUCUUGGUAUCCAUUCUGUAACUCUAAUGGUCCACCGGUUAUCCAUCCUCGCAUUACAUGGCUUGCCCAGCUCCAUUCUUUCCUCUUAAUGUCAAUUAGAAUAUCGGCUAUCCCCAUUUGCUCUCUGAUCCACACCGCUCUCUUCCCGUCUCUUAACGUUAGGCCUAACAUUUUUUGUUCCAUCGCUCUUUGUGCAGUCCUUAACUUGUUCUCAAGCUUCUUUGUUAACCUCCAAGUUCCUGCCCCAUAUGUUAGCACCGGUAGAAUGCAAUGAUUGUACACUUU